Molecule: messenger RNA, 207 nt
Organism: Drosophila teissieri
Lineage: Eukaryota; Metazoa; Arthropoda; Insecta; Diptera; Drosophilidae
Exons: 2
Coding region: 22-207 (61 amino acids)
Source: RefSeq, a predicted model, not a curated record
GUCGCCUGCUGGUCGUGGAAAAUGGCUCUGGUUUUCAUAUUGCUGAUUCUCGUGCUCGGUUUCGUGGGAUACGUCGCCUAUGUGGUCCACAAGAAGGGCAUCGACCCUAAGGACAUCCGCAUCCACAGCCUGGAGGACGCCAAGAAGCUGCUGAAGCCUCCGCCAAGUGGAAAUGGACCCCACCAAUACCUGGAGAAAAGGGCAUGA